ACUGUACACGAACUUUGCACCAACAAAAGUGUUUCACGUCACCGGUUGAGAAGUCAAUUUUUUUAAUCCCAGACGAAUCAUCAUCCUAUGAUCCUAGUAAUAUCUUCCUUCUUCUAAUGUUUAUGUAUUAGAGUAUAUUUCAAGAUGGAAGGAAUGCUCUACAAGUGGACAAAUUACUUAGCAGGUUGGCAGCCACGAUGGUUUGUUUUAGACAAGGGCAUCCUGACCUAUUACAAAUCACAAGAUGAGAUGCAGCAGGGCUGUAAAGGCUCUGUCAAAAUGGCCUGCUGUGAAAUCCAAGUGCACGGUACAGAUGAAACCAGACUAGACUUAAUCAUUCCAGGAGAGCAGCACUUCUACGUCCGAGGGGCGACCCCUGCUGACCGUCAGAGGUGGCUGGUUGCCCUAGGGUCGGCCAAAGCCUGUCUUGCUGACUCCAAAAACCACCAGAAGAAAGAGGAAUCAGAAGACACGUUACGUACUAAGAUGUCGGAGCUCAGACUGUACUGCGACCUUUUGACCCAGCAAGUAGCCAGUGUGAAGGCAGCUGGAUCUUCAGAAAUGGUACCCCCUGAUAUCGAGAAACUGAACGAGUCAUCUUCAUUACUCUCUGCUACCUGCGACACCUUCAUCAUGACGUUACAGGACUGUAUGAAGCUUGCCAAGGAAUCCUUCAUUCCAAAUAUCAACAACAUGGAUAUCAGCAACACCGUACUGCCACCCUCGACGCCAUUCUCUGACAAGAAAAAGUCAGGAGUUCAGAGGUCUAUAUCAGUCGAAGACAGGUACACUCCACAUUCGACCACCAAGCUCGGCGUCACAACACGCUACCGCAACCUUGAAGACAUGGCAGCUCGCUCAACUCCUCGCUCUCGCCCCACCAGUCGAACAGCCAGCAUCAGUAGUCAGGAAGGGGUACAAGCCGCCAUAGCGUCGACACCUAACAACGAGACCAAGAGAUCGCUCUCUCAGCCGACCACACCCACGGUCCAGGAGACACCGGUGGUAGUGAAUGGGGCGAGUCCAUCGUCCACCAUGGAAGCGAGAGUACCUACAUUCUUCUCAGAGCUCUCGGCCAAAUUUUCUGAUAUCCAAGUACCACCUGAUAACAGUAUACCUACUCAACCAUUCCUUGAUGCCUGUACUUGUAUAGUUGGAGUAUUCGAUGCCCUAAGCCCAACUGCAUUUGCACCUGUUAAAAUGGAUGUCAAUGGAAACAUAAGGAAACUUCGUCAGAAGCUGAGUAGUGACCCUGAGAUGUUCAUGAAGCUCCAAGCGAUGGUCCAGCAAGAAGUACGGACCAAGACCACGCAGGUCAAGAACUCAGCGACAGAUGCCCUCAUGUGGCUAAGGAGAACACUGGAAUUCAUCCAAGAGUUUUUAAGUGAGAUCCUGACAGGAGAGAGAGACAUGAACCUUGCAGCAACAAAUGCCUACGGGAGAACGUUGAAGAAAUACCAUGGCUGGGUAGUAAGAGGUGUUUUUGCACUUGCAGCGAAGGCAGUCCCAUCUAUGGAGUACUUCCUCCAGUUCUUAGCGGUGCACAAAGAGGAUGCCGAGAGACAAGACUUUGAGAGCAUCAUCUUAGCAGACCUCAAGGAGUGUGUCGGAGGACUCGCCAAACUCACUGCCAUCCUCAAAGAUCAUUAUGAAACAGGUGGUCUGGAGUCGGAAGAGAUCGUAUGAUUCCCCUCUCAAUGUUUAAAGCCCCACGGCACUACUUAUAGCUACUUGCGCCCUCUGUAUAGCAAACAAUGCCUAAGCGGUGACCAUUGGUCCCCCAUGAUCGUCUUUUUCUUAUGUUAGUUGAGAGUUGAUUUGAUGAGAUAACCACCUAUUGGUGACCAUGCAGGGAGGUCUAAUCCCUUUUGGCCAAACUAGUGCAGAUAGGCUUUAAGUGUCCACUAAUUCUUUGUCCAUAAUGGAUUGAAAUCCUCCACUGAUACAUUGUGGCUAUGUUUUGCAUACACAUAGUAUGUAUGUCAAAGGUGAAACGUAGCGAUCCACUGUUUGUUUCAUAGGUCGACCACAGCCUGUAAAGAGUUAGUGUUCUUUUUGCCUUGGAUGUUAAGCUAGUUUGGAGAUGCAAUCUGCCCCUGAUCAGAUUAAGAUUGGUUGUAUCAAAUCGUAAAAACUUACCAAGACAUAUACUGGAUAAGUGCAUAUAAAGUUAUGUAAUCAUUACUUCAUGCUGCAUUCCAUGGUGCACUGGUGGAAGUAUUCUUUUCAAAAUUGGAAGCGAGACUUAUCCAUGAACUACCUCCGUCAUUUUGGGAGUAACUUUUCACAACUGCACAAAGCGAGACCUCUCCACGUUCAAAAGAUCAUCAGUGGUCCUGUAAUCUGUAGGCUUUAAUUUGUACUAUACUGUAAACCGAUCCGUUCAGGUCACCAAGAAUUUCCACAAUAUUCCAGUAGAUCUAUUAUAGCAAGUCCAAGCUGUACGUUACAGACCAGAUCUAAGAAUUUAGUAUAUCUGAUUAUUGUAUCAGUUAAUUGUCACACUAGAGCUUUAUGGUUCAGACCACAUAUGAAAUGUAAUGACAGAUUCAAGGUCCUUGUCUGUCCAUAACUCUGUAAAACUUUGUGACAUAUUGGACACCAAGUGUGAGCAGGCACCACAAAACCACCAAAAGUCGCAUGGUGUGAUUUUCAUUUAGAGCUCAAUAAACGUGAGGUGUAUUUGAUCAGGUUGAUCAAGCGUCAAUUUUGUAUCACUUUCUGAUAGAUUAUAGUUUCCUUUAUGUAAUUUGAAAAUUUUGAAGCACCACACAAUCUAGAAGUAUUUCUAGCAGUGUUUUGAAUUAUAAUACAAGGCUGCUAGAAAUAAUUCAGAUUUCUAUAUAUGUAUGACAGAGUGAAGGUUAUAUUUCCCUUGAACAUGUGUUUGGAAUAUCAUGUUUACUAUUUAGUUCGAUCAACAUUAUGUUUUGAUAAUGGUAUUAUUUCAUAUGAAAUGCAUUGCAUAUGUAGUCCACUGCCCCCUCCCCUCUUCCUACCCUUUACCCCUCCCUGCAUCAUGGUAUGAAAUACCUGAUUGCCAUGACAUUUGGCAUAUACCUCAAGAAUUGCUUGAAAAAUAGUCUUCAUGUACUUGUACAUCUUUUUUUUUAUACUGAUAUUUCAAUUAUAAACCUACCAUUUUUCUUUUGAACAUUUAUAUGUAUAGAAAAUAAUUAAACAGAGCAAUUUGAUUCUUUGUUUUUAAAAUUUGAUAUUUAUUAUUUCUAUGUUUGACCAAAAUGUUUUUUUUUAUAUAGUUUGUAAGUUUUGUAAAAAUGGAUUGUUCAUCUUGAUUGAUGUUUAUGUAGAGCAGAUGACAAAUAGUGCCUCAAAAGCGAUUAAGUAAUGUAUGGCAUAGUUUUCCUUUUGUUUUGUACACAGAAUACAUCGGGUAUCAAUUUUGGAGCGACGUGCUCAAGAAUGUAUGCUCAGUUCAUCAAAAUGUUUGAUUUUAUAACGAUGAACAACACUUUGAAAACAGAUAAUAUCACAUUUUGAGAUGAAAAGCUCAGUUUAUUAAUUGUAAUACAUGGAAAACUGUUGAUUUAGUGGGCUGUUUUUGUAAUGUUGUUAUGUUUGGUAAGACACCCCAAAAUAUUUAUCUGACCUAGCAACAAGUAAUGUAUGCAAUUUGCAUUUUAUUGAGUUACAAUAAUAUAUAAGAGGCGAUUGUUAUAGCUUGUUGCUACGGAAACAUGUCAAAAGUUGAAUGCAUUUGAAAAUGGUUUAUUUUUUUUAUACACAAUAAAUUUAGCAGAUUCUUAAUGUUUCUCUAGCCUUAAAUUUUACAUUAAUUUACAAAGAAUCAACUUUCUUGUCUGAUGAACACAGAUAUCAUGAGACUUAUUCUAUGUACAUUAUCUCAUAUUGAGAAUUUUAUAUGAAAAUGAAAGCAAGAUUUUGUGUUUAAUUAAUUCAAUAUUACAUCAUAUUUUUUUUAAUAAAACCUUAUACACUUGUGUACUUACAGGUUGAAUUUUAAUCCAAGGCUGCUAGAAAUAAUUCAAAUUUCUAUAUAUGUAUGACAGAGUGAAGAUUAUAUUUCCCUUGAACAUGUGUUUGAAAUAUCAUGUUUACUAUUAAGUUCUAUCCACAUUAUAUUUUGAUAAUGGUAUUAUUUCAUAUGAAAUGCAUUGAAUAUGUAGUCCACAGAUAGUUUAUUGUAAGUUUUUGUUGUAUUGUAAAACGCUAUGUCGUCAGUGAAUUAGAGAAAUUGUCUGUUGAGAGUCAGAAGGGCAUUUACUGUGUGUUUUAAAGCAUAUGGGUUAAUGCCCUUCUGGCUCCAAACAGACACAAUAUUAAUUAAUUUGAAGCAAGGUGGUCCUGUAUGAAGUUAUGGUGUUGUUAAUGGGCAACAUGUAAUAAUGUAAUGUAAUGUACUUCACGGCAUAUAGUAUUUACAAAAAAAAUCUCCAAAUUGAAGAUUUUUUGUUUUUGUUUUUUGGGUUGACAACUAUUUUUCAAAACACAUAUUGGGCCUCUUAUCUCUCUCUCUCUCUCUCAACACUUUUGUGAUUGCCAAUGGGGCAACCUGGACAGCUGCUUAGUUUGCUAAUUUCAACUUCUGUUGCUCAUUUAUUUGUAUUAUUUUUUCUCAAAGGUCCCAUGAAAUAAUCAAAUCAAAGGCAGAACUAUUUGGUUGCUCAGCAGGAUUGUAGGUGGUUAGUGGCACAAAGACAACUGCUUGUUUCAAGCCCUUUUGGUACCUAAAAGAUACAUUGAUCAAUAAAGAACUAUGAUUAAUCUGUCCUUGACCCCAAUGUUUAUAAGACAAAUAUAUCCCUCUUGCAUAACUAAUACACGUUGUGCUUUAUACUGGUAAUUAGUAAAUGACCAAUAAUCUGCUUGAUAGGUUUCAUUGCCAGAGCUAUUGCACCUCGUAAAAUGUAUUUCAAGUAUGAUUAAGUUGUCUUUUGCCAAGAUUUAUGCAAAUUAUGGAGGCUUUCUUUUAUUAACGUACUUACAAACUCACAAUACUGUAUCAUAGAAAUAUUGAUUUGAUAGCUCUGAGCUUCAAAGAGAAUUGUUUUCACGUAUGUGGGAUAUAAAUUAUGUUUUCAAUUGUAUUUAUUAAAUUUUAUGUUGCAUUGUGAACAAAUGUAAAAGUGCAUUUAUAUGAUUAUAAUUUUCAUGUUUAAGAAUGUAUUGAGUUUAAGUAAGUGGUGUACAAGAAAGGCAAAUGGAUUUUAUGUUAAAAAUGUAAAAUAAUUCGACAGAAAUGAUGUUUUCAUGGAUUAUAUUUUAUUAUUCUUUAUUGCAAUAUUGUUGAACAACGACUGAUGUUGGAGAGAUUAUUGAAUUAAAAUAUUUACAUGAAAUACAA
Molecule: messenger RNA, 5326 nt
Organism: Strongylocentrotus purpuratus (purple sea urchin)
Lineage: Eukaryota; Metazoa; Echinodermata; Echinoidea; Camarodonta; Strongylocentrotidae
Gene: plekha8
Product: pleckstrin homology domain-containing family A member 8
Exons: 13
Coding region: 145-1686 (513 amino acids)
Biological process (GO): ceramide transport; intermembrane lipid transfer
Cellular component (GO): cytoplasm; membrane; cytosol
Molecular function (GO): ceramide 1-phosphate binding; ceramide 1-phosphate transfer activity
Source: RefSeq, a predicted model, not a curated record